Messenger RNA from Penicillium digitatum Pd1, 1056 nucleotides. RefSeq lists its product as uncharacterized. The record is from RefSeq and is a predicted model, not a curated record. Lineage: Eukaryota; Fungi; Ascomycota; Eurotiomycetes; Eurotiales; Aspergillaceae.
AUGCAUAUUGAGAUGUCUCAAAAAUCAAUCUUCUUGGUAGGGGCUCCGUUGCCAUCAAGUCUGAACUGGGAUACAGACGAGCUUCUCAACACGCCCAUACCUCCCUUCCACGAGAAUGCGAAGAGCCCAGAACAGCAGCUAUCCCUGGAUCAACCAACUGCAAGAUGGAGAGUGUUACGGUCAUCAGUCGAUGGGUUAGGUGAUAAUUGUGAAUCUUUCCAACGCUAUGAGGAUCCAGCCUUUUUCAUCUCACAUCAACUGGCUGUUGCGACAGAUGUGACAGAUGCGCCACAAGGGCAUUCAGAAGAUUCGAUUCUUCAAUUCUACGACCAUUCGUUUGCCAUCCACGAAAUCUCGGAGGUAGCUAGCUCAGAUGUGUACAUAGCAGAUACCACACAGGAGAGCAGUUUGGGUGAGGGUAGCGGAGUGGCUUGCUUUACAGAGUUGGAUAGAGCAGACCCGAGCUCACCUCGCAUCCUUCAUAUUCCUGGACCCCUCAGCAAUUUGCAAGAUCUUCCCACAUCCAGGUACAUUCAGUCCAUCGCACCGCAAACGAUGACGGUGAAUAUAAUUGUGGGGGUGUUGGCCAUUCACCCCCCACGUCGGAUCGUUACCCGACAAUGGAAAACCGAAUUGGACCUUGUCGAGCUUGUCGUUGGAGACGAAACCCAGGCUGGGUUUGCAGUUAAUUUUUGGCUCAAGCCAGAUAAGCCGACCGCUGCCAAGAACAAUGAGGCGGAUCGUCUGGGUCGAUCGCUGGCGUCGCUUCGACCCCGCGACGUCAUUUUGCUCCGAACCGUCGGACUCAGCACAUUCCAAGAUCGAGUGUACGGACAGAGUCUGCGCCGAGGGAUGACUACGGUCGAGUUGUUGCAUCGACAACGGGUGGAUGUGACGGAUGCGGUUGGAUUUUACCAGGGCAGAAUCCAAGAAGCUAGCUCCCAGGAUGAUCAACCGAUUCGCAAGGCUCGCCGAGUACGAAAUUGGAUGCUCCGAUUUGUGACGGAUUCGGUUGGAAUGUCACAUCCACGUGGACUGCCUCCGGAUACACAGUAG